UACAGCUUCACUUUAAAAUGUGCCACAGAAACCAUUUAUCAACGCUUUUCUAACCAUCGUUAAUCGUGUUUUGAAAAAUACGUUGCAUUAUACUUGGCAACAAAAAUCAUAACAAUUUGUUUUUAAUGUUAUAUUUUUUGACUGCAUACAGUAGUAGUAGACCUUCUGUAUCAUAUUUUGGCCAAAGCACAUUAUACCACAUUUUAUAAUUAUCAACUUUUAUAUUGUGUACAACAAUGGGAGACGCCAUCAACUUUUCAGCUUUUGGGGGUUUAGGAGGAGUGGGCAGCAUCAAGGGUCUGCUGGCUACCAAGAAACUAGCGAGACAGUUGAGACUUAAAUGUGAUGAGCUGCACGCCAAGGGAAAAUAUUACCAAGACACGUCUGUUCAGCCUCCACCUCCUGAGAAGUACGAGAAGCCGAAGAAGGAGUUCCAGAACACCUUCCGACUGAAGAGGGAGACCAACGAGUUCCCCAGUCCCUUCAGCAUCUACAAGACUAAGAUGGAAGAAGCCAUCACUGAGAUUAUGAAAUCGAAGCUGGGCCCAUUGGAAGAGUACAAGGCUGACAUCUGCGAGAAGGCCUCGUGUGACAUCUCGGACGAAGUGAAACAAAAGGCGAAGGGUUUCAACUGCGAGCGCACUCGUUUCGUUGUGUUCACUGUCGUCGGACAGAACAAGCGCCAGGCGGUGCGAUGCUCCGGGAGGACCAUAUGGGACGCCGAGACGGACACUUCGUUCACUGUGCAUUACAUGCACAAGAACAUCUUCGCUUAUUGCACCAUUUACGCCGUGUACCUCGAGUAAAAACAACAGAAAUACUUUUUAUAGUCAUAUUUGCGAAUAUUAUAUAAGCCAUUUUGACAAUUAAAGCUCACUACUACUGUACAA
This is a messenger RNA of Symsagittifera roscoffensis, 890 nucleotides long. Its product is annotated as dynein light chain Tctex-type protein 2B-like. Gene Ontology annotation, molecular function: dynein intermediate chain binding. Bases 237 to 806 code for a protein of 189 amino acids. Lineage: Eukaryota; Metazoa; Xenacoelomorpha; Acoela; Convolutidae. Gene Ontology annotation, cellular component: cytoplasm; cytoplasmic dynein complex. The transcript has 3 exons. Gene Ontology annotation, biological process: microtubule-based movement. The record is from RefSeq and is a predicted model, not a curated record.